This is a messenger RNA of Haliotis rubra (blacklip abalone), 1727 nucleotides long. Its product is annotated as putative transporter SVOPL. Gene Ontology annotation, molecular function: transmembrane transporter activity. Lineage: Eukaryota; Metazoa; Mollusca; Gastropoda; Lepetellida; Haliotidae. Gene Ontology annotation, cellular component: membrane. Gene Ontology annotation, biological process: transmembrane transport. The record is from RefSeq and is a predicted model, not a curated record.
AUCUCAAAACACGUACCUUAUCAUUGCCACGAAAGCAAACAGCUUUGAAAGAAUUUAAUCAACAUCGGUGCCGGACUCUCAGACCAGGUGAACACACGGGUAUCUGUGGCCUCGGUGACAAGGACAACACUGGGAUGAGGACUUGGUGAGCUAGCAUCAUGUCGCGGAAACUACGAAACGGAAGCACCGGGAACAGGCUAUCCGGGAUUGGAUAUGCUGCGUUGAAGACUGUUGCAAAUGAUGAGUAUGAUGAAGUUUCCCCGGAGACAACGGCCUUUCUGUGUGAGGACGGACUUACCGACUCAGAUGACGAGGUGCUGUUUGAGAUGCAGUACACAGAAGAACAGGACGAUGAUGGGAAGAAAGACAAAGUCAAGGACACAUUCACAGUGGAAGAGGCCGUCGAGUCGAUUGGCAUCGGCUGGUUCCAGUUACGACUCUUUGUUGUCUGCGGCAUCAUCACAGCUGCAGAUGCCUUGGAAAUGUUGCUCCUUGCAGUUCUGUCCCCUGCCUUGAGAUGUGAAUGGAGUCUGGAACACUACCAGGUGGCACUGCUCACAACGGUGGUGUUUCUUGGUAUGGGGAUAAUGGCACCGGUGUUUGGAAUGUCUGGGGACAAGAUUGGCAGGAAAAUGACUCUGUUAAUAGUAGUUGUGUGGAUUGGAUACUUUGGAAUGUUGACUUCUGCCAGUCCUAACUACACUUGGAUCCUCAUUCUUAGAAGUUUGGUCGGCGCUGGAAUGGGGGGAUCACCACAGGGGUUUGCCUUGCUGGCGGAGUACGUCCCGUCCAAGUAUCGAGCCAGACUACUGAUAUCAGGCCAGAUAUUCUGGGCAUCUGGCAGCAUGUUCGAGAUGUUCCUAGCCGCCAUGGUGAUCCCGACGCUGGGCUGGAGAUGGUUGCUGGUUCUGUCUGCUAUACCCAUUGUUGUAGCAUUGUUCUUGCUCUGUUUUAUUCCUGAGUCGGCCAGGUUUCUGGUUGCCGCAGGUCGACAUGAGGAGGCACUGGCAGCCCUACAAAGAGCUGCAAAAAUAAACAAUAGUUCUCUACCAAAGGGGAGAUUAGUACAAACAGAAGCUGUAGAGGUAGAACGAGGGAAGGUGUCCGACCUGUUCAACAAGAACUACCUCCGCUCAACCUUGCAGCUUUGGUUUCUCUGGUUCGGGACAGCUUUCUCGUACUACGGCAUGGUGCUGGCCAGUGCUGAGAUCCUGCGAGUAGAGAGUGAAAAAUAUAAUGAUGCGUGUAAGUGCAAUUACCUGACAGCGGAUGAUUACAGAACCAUGAUUAUAUCAACACUAGGAGAAUUCAUAUGUUUACCAGUCAACUGGCUGCUGAUUGACCGGGUCGGUCGGAGGAUCACAGGAACAGUUAACCUAUCUGGGUGUGGACUGUUCUUCAUCCUCCUCCAGAUCCCUGUAUCCAGGGGGGUCCUCACCGGCUUCAUGUUUGCUGUCCGAGGAUUCUCGGCUGCCACCUUCAACUGGAUAUAUAUAUACUCAUCAGAGGUGUACCCGACGUCUAUACGUACGCUGGGUAUCGGCACGGCUUCCUCCUGGCGAGAGUUCGGGGCGAUGAUCACCCCGUUUGUAGCACAAGUCCUUCUGGAAGCAUCCAUCAUUGCAGCAACAUGGCUGUAUGGCUUGCUCUGCCUUGCUUGUGCGGUCACAGCGUUUCUUCUACCCAUUGAAACCAAGGAUCGAAUAAUGCCGGUGAGUGAUAGAUGA